AUGGAUAAGCUGUUAGAAUUUGUUGCACCGAUAAUACCAAAGUUGAAGGAAAUCCACAUGGAUAAGCUGUUAGAAUAUGUUAAAUCGAUAUUCCCAGACUUGGAGGAAAUUACACGUACUCUUCAAAGAAAAAUAAAAGUACUGAAAAGUCGAAAAGAUGAUGUUGAUCAUGAAUUACAAAAUGCAGCAUGUCAUUCUGGAAAAAAACGCAAGAGAGUGGUUGAAGAUUGGAGGAAUAAUGUUGAAAACAUUAUAAAAGAGUUUGAAGCCUUGGAACAAGUACUACAAAACAGCAGUAUUUUUCGUGUUUGCAAACGACAAGAGUUGGCUAAACAGCUUGAAAGAAUGACUAAGGUAGCGACGGAACUUGAUGAACAAAGUAAGAUUCCCGACUGGCUUUCUCAUAAGGUUGAUGAGAGUAUUGACCGCAUUUACAAAUUGCAAAGUGACAUUGCCGAAGCAUUGAAACUAGAUUUUUCAUGUGGGAGUGAUGUGAAGAAAAGGGCAGCUCGACUGUUCCAGGAAUUUGAGAAAAAAGGGAGAUCCGUACUUAUACUGGAUGAUGUUUGGAAACAAAUUAAGGCAUUGGAGGUAGGCAUUCCUUUAAAAAGGGAUGGAUGCAAGUUGGUCGUAACAAGUCGAUCAAAAGAUAUUUGUCAACGUAUGAGCUGCAAGAAGAUUAUCAAAGUGAACACACUUCCCGAUCCUGAAGCUUUGGACCUAUUCUUUAAGACACUUGAUCGUGAUGACCUAACUGUGGAAGUAGAAGAGAUUUGCGAGAAAAUGGUAAAGAGAUGUGAUGGAAGCCACAUGGAUACGCUGCGAGAAUAUGUUACAUCGAUAUUCCCAGACUUGGAGGAAAUUACAUAUACUCUUCAACGAAAAAUAAAUGUACUGAAAAGUCGAAAAGAUGAUGUUGAUGAUGAAUUACAAAAUGCAGCAUGUCAUUCUGGAAAAAAACGCAAGAGAGAGGUUGAAGAUUGGAGGAAUAAUGUUGAAAACAUUAUAAAAGAGUUUGAAGCCUUGGAACAAGAAGUACUACAAAACAGCAGUAUUUUUCGUGUUUGCAAACGACAAGAGUUGGCUGAACAGCUUGAAAGAAUGACUAAGGUAGCGACGGAACUUGAUGAACAAAGUAAUUUUCCCGGCUGGCUUUCUCAUAAGGUUGAUGAGAGUAUUGACCGGCUCUUGAAGGAAUCCACAUUCUCGGGUCAUGUUUAUUGGGUCACCGUCUCUCAAGAGUUCAGCAUUUACGAAUUGCAAAGUGACAUUGCCGAAGCAUUGAAACUAGAUUUUUCAUGUGGGAGUGAUGUGAAGAAAAGGGCAGCUCAACUGUUCCGGGAAUUUGAGAAAAGAGGGAGAUCCGUACUUAUACUGGAUGAUGUUUGGAAACAAAUUAAGGCAUUGGAGGUAGGCAUUCCUUUAAAAAGGGAUGGAUGCAAGUUGGUCGUAACAAGUCGAUCAGAAGAAGUUUGUCAUCGUAUGAACUGCAAGAAGAUUAUAAAAGUGAACACACUUUCCAAGCAAGAAGCUUUGGACCUAUUCCGGAAGACACUUGAUCGUGAUGAACUAUCUGUGAAAGUAGAAGAGAUUUGCGAGAAAAUGGUACAUAGAUGUGGUGGUUUGCCACUUGCACUCAUCACAUUAGCUGGAAGCAUGAGAAGCGUGAUUGACAUUCAUGAAUGGAAAGAUGCAUUGGAAGGACUAAAAGUGUCAUGUUUNGAACCUGUUCUUGAAGACACUUGA
Messenger RNA from Fraxinus pennsylvanica, 1746 nucleotides. The record is from the annotation of a GenBank genome assembly. NCBI's taxonomy places the organism in Eukaryota, Viridiplantae, Streptophyta, Magnoliopsida, Lamiales, Oleaceae.